Molecule: messenger RNA, 756 nt
Organism: Populus nigra (black poplar)
Lineage: Eukaryota; Viridiplantae; Streptophyta; Magnoliopsida; Malpighiales; Salicaceae
Product: methionine gamma-lyase-like
Exons: 2
Coding region: 1-756 (251 amino acids)
Biological process (GO): transsulfuration
Cellular component (GO): cytoplasm
Molecular function (GO): carbon-sulfur lyase activity; pyridoxal phosphate binding
Source: RefSeq, a predicted model, not a curated record
AUGGCUGAAACCAAGAACCAACAAGGCUUUGUUUUUGCUGGCAAGAAAAGAUCAUCAACAGGGCAAGAUGGUGAUGAUGAUUGUAUUGUUGCCAAUAAGAAAGCAACGUUAUCUACAGGCAUGCCUUCCACGCAGGAGGAUCCAGCCGCAGCAUUAGCUACCUCAAGGCAUGAAUUUGGUGAACAUGGUGGUGUUAACAUGUCCACUGAGGCCUCUGCCACCUUCACUGUCAUGGAGCCCGAAACCAUGCGCCGUAUGUUUUCCAGCGAGCUUGGUCCUGACCGUGACUUCUUCAUAUACAGCCGACACUUUAAUCCCACCGUUUUAAAUCUUGGCCGUCAGAUGGCUGCUCUUGAAGGCACUGAGGCUGCCUAUUGUACAUGGAGGACGCAUGGUGGCAUCAAGGACUCUCUAUGGAGGGAUCCAUGCAUUACUCACCCAUUCUUACCAAGGGCGUGUAACGUAACGACAACAUUUGUGGACAUCAAUGAUUACGAGAUGGUGAAAAAUGCAAUAGUUGAAGAACAGACGAAAGUUUUGUGUUUUGAGUCCAUGUCUAACCCAACUUUGAUGGUUGCUAACAUCCCUGAACUGAAUAGAAUAGCCCAUGAUAAAGGGGUCGCGGUUGUUGUGGACAACACUUUUGCUCCAAUGGUUCUGUCCCCAGCUAGACUUGGAGGUGAUGUGGUUGUGCAUAGCAUCUCCAGGUUUAUUAGCGGCGGAGCUGAUAUCAUUGCAGGUACUUUGAAAAACUGA